Molecule: messenger RNA, 3462 nt
Organism: Mytilus californianus (California mussel)
Lineage: Eukaryota; Metazoa; Mollusca; Bivalvia; Mytilida; Mytilidae
Product: sodium/hydrogen exchanger 8-like
Exons: 16
Coding region: 123-2033 (636 amino acids)
Biological process (GO): regulation of pH; proton transmembrane transport; sodium ion transport
Cellular component (GO): Golgi apparatus; membrane
Molecular function (GO): sodium:proton antiporter activity
Source: RefSeq, a predicted model, not a curated record
UCCGGCCAGUUUGUCAGUUAAAAACACAAUCUCGAGAAAGGCAUAAUUGUUGUGUUUACAUAUUUAUUUUGCUGUGAUGGCCUUUGUUUCCAUCAUAUAGACUAACAGAAUAAGCAGGAAAUAUGAGAUUUCAAGUGAAAUUAGUUUUGGUAAUUUUAUUUUUUGGAUUAACAUGUUUACAUGAAGUCGUUGAUGCAGCUUCAGCCCCACCAAAGACACUGGCACCGCAACCAAAAGCUGGCCAGGCGGAUAAAGAUGAAAUAGAAGAUAUUGAACUUCUUUUGAAAAACAGUACAUUUCUAAAUGGAACAGAGACCAACACCACCACCACCUCUACGACUCUGGCACCUACCAAGGCUCCCACAAAACCAGUGGGACCAGAGCUUCCAGAAAAAGGGGCUGCAGAACAGGAACACCAUAGUAGUAUGACCAUAUUUUUCAUCCUUUUGGUAGUAGCAAUAUGUAUUAUGGUAACUCAUGGACUGAUUCAGACAAAGUUCCACUAUCUACCAGAAAGUAUAGCUGUUGUUCUCAUAGGUGCAUUAAUUGGUGUUGGUAUAAAAAUAUUGAAGAUUGGAAAUUGGCAGAAUGAAGAAGCAUUUCCUCCUACAGUAUUCUUCAUUGUUUUACUUCCACCAAUCAUAUUUGAGUCUGGUUAUAAUUUACAUAAGGGUAACUUUUUCCAGAAUAUAGGAUCUAUAUUAUUGUUUGCUAUUUUUGGUACUGUUAUCUCUGCAUUGAUUGUUGGAGGUGGAUUAUACUUACUUGGAAAGGCUGGUCUUGUGUACGAGUUUGAUAUAGUUGAAAGUUUUGCCUUUGGGUCUUUGAUAUCAGCUGUAGACCCUGUUGCAACUCUAGCCAUUUUUAAAGCUUUAAAUGUGGACCAGAUAUUAUACAUGUUGGUAUUUGGAGAGAGUGUCCUGAACGAUGCAGUAGCCAUUGUGUUGACCACGACGAUUUUGGAGUACAAUAAACCAGAUGUAGUCAUCACCAGUGGAGCUUCAGCAUUUUUUGGAGCAGUUGGCAGGUUUUGUGUUAUGUUUUUUGCAUCAUCUGCCAUAGGAGUUUUACUUGGUUUAAUUAGUGCCCUGUUAUUAAAGCAUUUUGAUCUGAGAAAAACACCUUCAUUAGAGUUUGGUUUAAUGCUCACUUUUUCAUAUCUCCCAUAUGGUUUAGCAGAGGGAUUACAUUUAUCAGGUAUCAUGGCCAUUUUAUUUUGUGGAAUUGUGAUGUCUCAUUAUACUCAUUCAAAUCUAUCACCAGUCACACAGAUCACUACACAGAUGACAUUUAGAACUAUAUCAUUUAUAGCAGAAACCUGUGUGUUUGCCUAUCUUGGGUUAGCCAUAUUUAGUUUUAAUGGUUUAAUAGUCAAGCCAGCUCUAGUCAUAUGGGGUAUUGCACUUGUGUUGAUAGGAAGAGCUUUCAAUAUAUUUCCAUUAACAUUUCUAGCUAAUUUCUUCAGAGAACAUAAGAUUACUCGUAAAAAUCAAUUUAUAAUGUGGUUUAGUGGUUUACGAGGUGCUGUUGCAUUUGCCUUAUGUUUACAUUUAGAAUUUUCUAAAGAGGAUGAAGAGAAAAGAUACAUUUUAGUGACAACCACUUUAAUCAUUGUUUUAUUUACCACUAUGUUCCUUGGUGGAGCUACAAUGCCUUUAAUGAAGCUUUUAGAUGCCACAGCAAAAACUAAAAAAAAGAAGAAAUCUGGUAAAGAAGUUUCUCUCAGCAAAACUAAGGAAAUGGGAGAAACAGUAGAUACUGACCAUUUAUCAGAGUUAACUGAAGAGGAGUAUGAAAUCCAUUAUUUAAAACCAAACCAGAAAGGCUUUCUAAAGUUUGAUGCUAAAUAUCUCGUGCCAUUCUUUACAAGGAGAUUUACUAAACAGGAAGUAAGAGAAGGACAAACACAGAUGAACUAUCUGACAAAUCAGUGGUUUAAAGAUGUGAAGAAAGUUGCUCCUACAAUGUCUGACUCGGAAUCUGAAGAUGAAGUGGAGACAAGCCUUAUUGAGAAUGAAGUUACACAGAAUUGAUCUACUGUAAAUUGCUCAAAUGACUACUUGUAUCCAGUCAAUUAUUGUAUUAUUUUUUGUAUUUAUAUUAUUUUUCAUGAUUAGAUGUUAGGUUUAUCAUUUAUGAAGGUGCCACUCAUUUAUUUCAUAUAUUGGUAGUUUGAUGUACUGUGUACUUUUACCAUAUUUUAUAGAUAGGUUCAUUUUGUAUAUAAGUUUUGAGUAUUAUAAUUUAAAGACCAUCACACUUAUCUUUAAUAAUUGGUUGUGACUAGAAACAUUUUUGAUGCCUAGAAAUAUUAAAAAAUAAUUGUUAAAUCAAAAUAGUAUAACUGGUAGAUAAAGUUAAAAGAUUUCAGUUUUUUUUUUUUUUUUUAAUGUUUUUUUGUUUAUAUAUUUCAUAUUUAUAGGCCAUACAUGAUACAUCUGGUUCUCUGAUAUUGCCUCUUCAAGAAAAUUGGUAUCCAUGACGAUAAACAAAUCCAUAGUACAGAAUAUAUGAUAUUAGAAUAUUGAUUUAUGUUGCAUAGUUUAAAUACUGUUCAUAUGUGUUUUUAUUGAGGCAUUUAUUGAAGGUUUGUAAUUUUUACUCAUUUGUCCAGGACACAAGAUGUUGUUAAUUGUUUAUUUUAAUCCAUGUAUUAAUUUAUUAAUAAUAUUAUUAUUACUUUAUUGUUAUGAUGUUUUUGAUGUUACAGAUUUGAACAUUGGUUCAAGUAGAAUUGUGGAACCAUGAAACUUGUUACGAACCUUAUCUUGGCUAGUUGGAAAGGAUUUUCGCUAAGAACUAAUUGCCGAAAAUGUAUUCCUGGCAGGCAACCGAUUUCAUACGGCAAUUGGUGUCGCAAGUAACAAUAGUUAUUUCUUAUUGCCACUUUCUGCAGGUAAUCGUAGACAGUCCCUAUUUUUAUUGUAUCAGUGUGUGUGUGUUAAUUUUAUUCUAGACUACCAUUUUGUGUGUUAAUUUUAUAAUGUUAAUGUUUUGGGACCAUUUCAUGUUUGUGAUUGCAGCUUUAUAUUUGAAGAUACAUACCAAAUUGUAUUGAUGCAUUUUAAAAUUAACACUAUAAUACUUAUUUUUGUUAAUUAGAAGUAAUUUUUAGGCUAAUGACAUAUUGUGUUUUUAUAGGUUUUUUUAACAUCAAGAUACCUUGUGAUAACUUUAUAUAUUAAUUACAAUUUGAAUGAUUAUAAGUUUUCCACCUUAAUCCCCUCUGACAGCAAUGAAUUUAAUUAAGAUUGAUGUUUUCACCUAGAUUUGUUACCUUUGAGAAACAGUUUAUUCAGAAAAUACCAUUUAUAAAGAAGAUAUUAUAAAUAUCUGGAAUAUUAUGUUGACUUUUCAAGUCUUGUAUGAUUUCUGUAGGAUUGUUUUAUGAAAUUGAAAAUGAUGUUAGAUUUUAAAGUUUGUACUGAAUGAUUAAAAGUUUUGAGGGAUUUUUUUUUUUUU